Molecule: messenger RNA, 851 nt
Organism: Paramuricea clavata
Lineage: Eukaryota; Metazoa; Cnidaria; Anthozoa; Malacalcyonacea; Plexauridae
Source: the annotation of a GenBank genome assembly
AUGGCAAACUAUAAAAUUAUUCUGGUAAGCCUUUUUGUCAGUACCUCUGGCCUCAUGAUCGAAGAUGUCAAGAACCAGGUUGCAUUUGAGAAAGUUGGAGAGAUGGCAAGUUCUACAUCGUUUGCCCACCUGGGCUUCCGGCUCCAUCUGCCGGAACUCUUCGAUCGGUUGAACAAGGUGGCACUGAUGUUGGAAACUACUGAUUCAGCCGCCACCAGCCUGGACAAUAGGACCGACGUUCCCCUAAUCCGUCAUGCCAGACAUCAUCUAAAAGAAGAGACGGUGAGGUUGAAGAUGCUUAUACACAUGGCAACAAAGGAGGCUCAGCUAAAAGUUUAUGAGUCAAUCGAGGCUCAAGGAGGUUACAACUUCUCAAACAUCUUUGAGUCCUCCACCCAAUCAACCUCAUCAAUGGCAAAACCACAAAGGGAUAGGGUCAAGAGAUCAAGCCUCUUGGGAGUCGGAACUGUCCUGUCCUUUGGCUUGGGAGCAUACAACUCGAUCCAAAUCCAACGGAUCUCAUCAGCCAUCAAGAGGAAUGAUGCAAGAAACCAUCUGGUGACAGAGAUGCUGAUGACAGAAGGAGCAAGGAUCAACAGGCUCAUCAAUAGGAUGAAUUGGUUCAACAACGUCACUAUAGAGCUGGCAAGCAGAAUUGAAGAAAUCGGAUUGCUUGCCGUCCUACAGUCUACCAAGGAGGAACUGAUGGAACUGUACAUAUUGUCCACUGAAAUGGUACAAGACUACAGGUUAGGGAUUGAGCACCUUGCCGAACAUCGAGUCAGCCCAAACUUUCUCCAACCAGAAUCAGUGGAACGAAGCUUCAACAACAUCAGGAAGAAGGCAAAGAU